GGAAUAGCCGAACUGAGCCGAACUCUGCCCCAACUUCUCAAAAGCUGCCCCGAUUUCUGCCCCUGCCCCACAGUGUCUGCCCCGACGAGAUCUCGUCGAACCCUGCCACGUUUUGCAGACUGGUCUGUGCAGCCGAUGCCUUGGCUUUUGCAGUCUGAGAGCAUGUCCGCGUGUCCUUUCCCUGUUUGUACUGGUCUCUAGUUUCAAAAACUCUUCUCCAGCAUUCACCUUGUCAUGUCCAUUGUCCAUGGACCAGCUUGUAGACUUCAAGCUCUUCAAGACUUCAAGCUCAUGUCUCUUCCAAUCCCAACUCACCAGGCAAAAAGAAUCGCCUAGGGUAUUUGCGCUUAGGUAAGGUACCUAUUUUAUUCGGAAUUAUUUGCAAAACAUGUCUGAGUAGGUAGGUAACGGUCAGUGGUAUUACAUUGAAAGAAAUGAUAAUUGUGAAAUAUGGAAAUUUUCCAUCCCAGACUGUGAAGUAUGUCAAUCAUGACAAGAUUUUGUUGGUGCUGUUGACUCCACCUUCUGCCUUGGCCUGCAUGCUAGACUGAAAAAAUACAUGUUAUGUCGAAUAUGUCUGGCAUAGUGGCGGGAUUGGGCCGAAAAUUUCAGAGCAUGUCAGGCCUAACUUUGCAUGCGCAGAAUUCAGCGCAUGGCGGCUGCUUAAUUUUUUGGCGCAGGGCGGCCAAGGAAUUUUUUGGCGAAAGAUGGUCGCUGAAGUUAGAUGGCAUGCUGGUCAAUAUAGCAGCAAAUUCGCCCUGCCCGAGGUUUUAGAGAGGUUUCGGGACGUGAUGUCCCCGCCCCCCAGAUUGGAAAAAAUACAUGUUAUGCUGAAUAUGUCCGGCGUAGUGGCGGGAUUGCGCCGAAAAUUUCCACGCACGUCCGGCGUAACUUCGCAUGCGCCGAAUUCAGCCCAUGGUGGCGGACGCAUUUUUCGGCGCAGGGUGGUCGCAUAUUUUCUUUUGGCGAAAGACGGUCACCGAAUUUAUGCGGCACGCUGGUCAAUCCAGCAGCAGAUUCGCCCCGCGGGCGGCUCUGGAGAGGUUGCGGGACGAAACGUCCCCGCCCCGGUCGUCGCGUGCUCGAACUGGCGAGCCGCCCUGAGUCUACUCAGCGGAGGAACGGCCGCCCAGGUGAGGCCUCAACCUUCGGCGUAGAGAUAGGUAUGGAAAACCUUGUUGAACGUCGCCACUCGCCAAGCGUCGUUAAGCAAUAGCAGUGGGUUCCUGCCUACUGCAGUAUCGAGGGGAAUGAGAGCGCGGACGACCUGGCAAAACAGGCGGCCGCCCUGCCCUCAAACGACCGAUCGCUGACCAGGGCGGUUCAUUGUGCGUCGCGGCCUCGCAUCAGUGGUGCGACAACUGUUCAGAAUCACUAUUCAAACUACUCCUCGGGAGCACGCCGCCGCUCCCUAUCCCCGGAGAGGACCGAGAGGAUGCCAUUUCGGUGCACCAGAUGAGGGCGGGCCACCGGGGCCGCUCGCUCCAGUACGGCACCGAACGGCUGUCUCCACUCUGCCGCGUGCUAGCAGUGCCCAGACAAGCGGUGCCCAGCGGCGCUCUGCACCGUGAGCCGAGAAGAGGGUGAUGUGCCGGAGCACGUGCUGCUCCGCUGCCCGGCCCUCGCUGGCUCCCGCCGAGGUAUUGGGUUUACGUGGAAAUAAAAAACUCAUUCGGACGCUCGAACAUGGGAAAGCGUACAAGGCCCCGAAACACUGUCUGGUUGAUAUAGCCUUGAUCAGUAGAUGUGCACAUGUGCUUCAUAUGAAAAGGGCUUAAUUUUCGCACAAAUAGGCACCUAAUUUUUGGCGCAAAUCACGCACAAAUUUCGGCGCAAAACCGCAUGCGCCGAAUUUCGGCGCAAGCGGGUAUCACGGGCGUCCGGCGUAGUGUAUGGAUGUUUUCCAGUCUGGCCCGCCCCGGGUGUACUGGCAGUGGGCUCCUGCCCACUGGCCAGUGGCCACUGCAGUAUCCAGGGGAACGAGAGCGCAGACGAUCUGGCAAAGCAAGCGGCCGCCCUGAACUUAAACGCCUGCUCGCUGACCAGGGCGGUUCAUUGUGCGGCCUCGCAUCAAUGGCGCGACAACUGGUCCUAGUCACUACCUAUUCAAGCCACUCCUCAAGUCCUCAGGAGCACGCCGCCGCUCCCUAUCCCCAGAGAAGACUGAGGACGCCGUCUCAAUGCACCAGAUGAGGGCGGGCCACUAGGGCCGCUUGCUUUAGUACGUGCACCGAAUCGGCUGUCUCCAAUCAGCGGUGUGCCAGCAGUGCCCAGACAAGCGGUGCCCAGCGGCGCUCUGCACCGUGAGCCGAGAAGAGGCUGAUGUGCUAGAGCACGUGCUGCUCUGCUGCCCGGUCCCUGCUGGUUCCCGCCAGUCUCGACCACACCGCUCCGCCGAUUUUUGUGGACCGGGAACUUCCAGCUCCGGCUCACGGCAUGACGCUACAUUGCCCUCAGCGUAUUGAGGUAUUGGGCUUCCGUGGAAAUAUAAAACUUACCGGGACGCUCAAACAUGGGAGAGCAUCCAAAGCUCCGAAACACUCUGGUUGAUAUAGCCUUGAUCGGUAGAUGUGCACAUGUGCUUUAUAUAAAAGUGGCUUGAUUUUGGCACAAAUAGGCACCCGAUUUUCAGCGCAAAUCAUGCAAAAUUUCAGUGCAAAAUCGCCUGCGCCGAAUUUUGACGCAAGAGGUUCUCACGGGCAUCCGGCGUAGUGUGUGGACUGUGGAUGUUUCCCAGUCUGGUCUGGUCUGCGCGCUGUGUUGCGAAGUGAUACCCAUUAUACUGAGGUUCUUACAGAUGUUGUGUGGCAUAUAAUGUGCAUGGAGCAACGCGGCCAACAGGCCCUUACAGGUUUACUAUUAAGGGUUAUAUGAGAAAAGGAGAGCCCUAGAAGUAGACACCAUGUCAGUGCUAGAACUGAAGGAUGACAAGUCAUUGAAUACUGAAGCUACUGUAACAGCUCAGGAGUUUGUAAAGAAGUUCUAUGAAGUUCUUGACAAGCGACGACAUACACUCUCCAAGUUAUACCUGGACACGGGAACGCUGGUGUGGAACGGUAACAGCGUGACCGGGGCGGACGCCAUACAGGCCUUUCUGGAGACGCUGCCCACCUCCGAACAUACGGUCAUCUGUGUGGACGCCCAGGCUGUGUCAAGCGCGGCGGUGGACGCCCAGACCACGGUGCUGAUCGUCGUCUCGGGCCAGGUGCGGCUGAAGAAUACCACACGCAGCUUCCAGCAGCACUUCAUGCUGACCGCGCAGGAGCGCAAGUGGAAGGUGGUCACCGACUGCUUCCGCUUCCAGGAGCUGGUCAGCUGAGCGGCAUCGCUGGAUCAUUUUGCAUACGUGACUCCUCGUGGAAAACGAGGAACGGAAAACAUUUGCAUAGUGAUUGGGACCAAAGCACCGUUGUCUGAGAUGAAAAUGACGCGACCUUCUCACGAGUGAACCCUUUCGUCAAUGCAGUGCCUUCAAGGUUCUGUGAAGAACGCUUAUCGCUCGUAGAUUGAGCUCACCCUGGCCGACACUGUCGAGAAUCUUGGUCCCACUUUCCACUGUCUGCAGUGCUGCCGGCUGGUCGGCGUUCCCGCGCCACAGAGCCACCUGACGGGAGGAAGGGACAAAUACUACCCCAGGCAGGCGAGUAUCGACCGGAUCUCAACGACGAUAUUGACGGUAGCCUUGUUCGUCAUUUGAUCUGGUUCAUCUGCGCUGGUACCGUCAUGAGAAUUGAACACUCUGUGUCUUAUGAACAAGGUUCUGCCGCGACUUACACCAUUUUCGGCCGCUCUCAUGUGUGAUGAUAGGCGUACGGUUGUCUUAUUGACUGUUGUGAUGCCUGGACCGCUCACUGUGUUCUGUGAGCUGUGAUGUCACGAGUUAAGCUCCUCGUUGGUGAGCGGUUUCAGUGUCUGUUUGUCGUACAUCUAUCGCCGCAGCGCUGGCAUUUGUGAACCGUUUGAGUAUGUUCGGUGAUGAAAAUGGGACGUGAACUCCUAACAGAACGGGAUGUGGAAGAUACAUCGGCCGCGCACGGCUACAAGCGCACAAUGCGACUGGUGGGGCGAUUUACAUGGUCCUCCGUGUCCUUGCUGAGUCACGCAACGUUAUUUCAGGCCUAAAUACGCUAACCGGAAACGACAGAAAAUCAACAUUUGAGUACAGUGCCAGUGAUCGCAGUGUGAAGUGUAUCGUACAUUCAUGGUUUUGACCAAAAAGUGCGCAUGUUUUUUUUCGUCGCUAAAUAAAUUUCGACGGCUUUGUA
This is a messenger RNA of Amphibalanus amphitrite, 4265 nucleotides long. RefSeq names its product NTF2-related export protein 2-like. Gene Ontology annotation, cellular component: nuclear pore central transport channel. The transcript is spliced from 5 exons. NCBI's taxonomy places the organism in Eukaryota, Metazoa, Arthropoda, Thecostraca, Balanomorpha, Balanidae. Gene Ontology annotation, biological process: protein import into nucleus. The coding region runs from base 2903 to 3319 and encodes 138 amino acids. The record is from RefSeq and is a predicted model, not a curated record.